Molecule: messenger RNA, 1045 nt
Organism: Neocloeon triangulifer
Lineage: Eukaryota; Metazoa; Arthropoda; Insecta; Ephemeroptera; Baetidae
Gene: pasi1
Exons: 6
Coding region: 105-611 (168 amino acids)
Source: RefSeq, a predicted model, not a curated record
UCUUCAUCAAACAUAAACAAUUUCCCAGGCGACGCCCAUGCCCAACCCAAAAAUUGAUGUCAGUUAAUUUUCGUUAAAUUAUUUGAGAAAAAUUCAUAUUGAAAAUGCCCAUUCUACGCACCUGUUGGUCUCCAUUCAUUUGGAAUAAUGACGUGAAAACUGGAAGCUAUGCUGUUGCUUUUUACACUAUGGCUACCAGUCUAAUCAUCAUCACUUGGACAGCUUUUGAGAUGAGUGGUGGAGACUCCAGCCACUUCUAUAUGCCUUUAUUUGAAACGGAUGUCAGAGACACCAUGCAACUCUUUGGAGGGCUGGAGAUUGUCCUCUUUUUGCUGAUGAUCGCGUUCAGCGGACUUAUGAUCAAGGGCAUUAAAAUAAGCAACAGAGGCUUCAUCCUGCCCUGGCUGUGGGGAAUGGCAUUUUUGAUAUUUCUGCAAAUUUUGUUUGGAAUUUGGCUACUCUACGGAUACUAUAUUUAUUUGCAAUCUGUGAUGGCGUGCCUGGUUCUCUGGAUUUGGAUGGGGUACAAUAUUUACUGCUGGCUAUGCGUCUACUCAUUCUACGACAUCUUGCGAGAGAUGCAAGCUCCCAAUAUUGUACUUUUGUACUAAGUAUUCCGAACUGAACCUGAAAGUAUUAUCCACAUUCCUUGUAACUGAUCUUAUCUUGAAGGAAUGUACAGGUAAAUCAAGUAAUGACUGUAAAAACCAACACAAAGAGUUAGCGCAAUCUAUGCAGUAUGCACUCCUGCAAUGAUCCGUCCUCAAGGAGAUUAUUUCAACACUCCUAUAUCGAGAUAAUAAACAUUUCUUAUGAUGAUUAAAAUGAUUCCGUCCGUAAACUUCUCCAUUCAAAUUAUAUUGUUGCUAUUCAAUAAUGUGGAAUAUCUACAAGCAUGAAUAAUAAUAAUUGUUAAUUCUUAGUAAUACAAAAAUAUUUUCAGAAUAUUUUGACAGUUGUGUUCUUUUUUAGCUGAAAAUUGAAAGCUUACUCUAUCAUAUUAUGUACCCUUUUUUAGUUUUAAUUUCUUUUGAAAUAAAAUAAU